Messenger RNA from Aegilops tauschii subsp. strangulata, 2218 nucleotides. RefSeq lists its product as uncharacterized. The record is from RefSeq and is a predicted model, not a curated record. Gene Ontology annotation, biological process: root development; shoot system development. NCBI's taxonomy places the organism in Eukaryota, Viridiplantae, Streptophyta, Magnoliopsida, Poales, Poaceae.
AGUCACCACUUCUUCUCUUCCUGCUCCAUCGAGACAACACAGGAACGCUCUGGCUCCCAUUCCAAGCAUGGCUAGCCAUCUAGAGUCUUGAGCCGACAAACAUCUGCCGGUGAAAUCAGGGUCAAAUAAUGGCCGCGAAGCUAAACGCGGCUGCCUCAUCUUCAGUUUGUGCGACAAUCGGUGCGAGAUUGACUAAGGACAGUUGGAAAUACUUACAUCUGCAUUGUGAGAUGAUGGGUUGUCUAGCAGCCCGGCCAGUUUUUCCCGAGUGGACAUGGAUUAUGCAACAACAUCUGAAGAAAGCUGGGAAGAUAGAUAACUGAUGACAAGGAGGAUCGCAGAGUGAUCGGGUUACUUACAGGAGCACAGGACCAUCUCGCUACUUGAACCAAAAUUGCAUGCAGCUCCUGUCCAAGAAAAUUGUAAUGCCGAGUACAAAGAAGUGGUUUCUAGUCUCCAUGAUAUUGCAAAAGAGAAAAAAUGUACACACGGUACAGGUGAAGCAACUGCGCACAUUAGAGAGCAAAGGAGAGUCUGUUCACAAAUUGUUCUAGAAAAUAUGUUACUCUUCUAAGUACACUAAGCUUCUAGCCUUCUAGGUACCCAUCUCUGAAACUAGCGACUGGAAUCAUCCUUUUAAAGGAUUUGCUAAUCAUACAAACAUAUUUUAGUUUACAAACAAGUACAAAUGUACAUCAAUGAAAAAAAUAGAACUGAGGCCUGCUUCUUUACAACUACAGCAAAAAAAGGGUCAUAAAUGUUUGAGAAUCAUUUAGUAUGAUAAACAAGAGUAUAAGAUUGUACAUACAGAAAGUAUAAGAACAAUAUGGUGACCAAAGUGGAUGAAAAAAAUGGGCAUACAUGGCAGCUCCGACCUAUCUUGUUUUCCAUCACCUAAACAUGACAGCACCAACCCACAAGGCUGCAACCUGUGGUUCUCACCAAUGAAAAGACCUGAUUAAAUUAAAUAAUGGCUUGAGCAUGCAAUUAUGCAAAGAGCCACCAUACACACAGCACCACACGGCUGGUUCUUGAUGCCAAUUGCUGGAACAUGGUAAUUGAUGGCUCAUCUCGGGGACAACAAACACACUAAUAGAUGCACUGAACAUGAGACGACUUUAGCUUUUGUAAUCGAUAUUCAGCUGCCAGAUCUCGAGCUAUAGGAGACAGCAUCUGGGGGAUGAAAUGGCACGAUUCUUCGUGUCUAGAAAUCAAAUACUCCUGGUUGUAUACUUCUGUGUAUAUAUAGGGCUCAGCAGAAUGUAGACGCAUCAAACCAAAAGGCUCUCUUUCUUCAGCUCCUUUCUUCACCCACAAUACAGAGAAAAGCUUCAAGAUCAGAUAUGGCUUUCCCCCUAAGAUCGAUAAGUUUGCCUUCUAGGCCUCACAUCAGUCAGGCGGAAGUUGAACAAGAGCUGCUGAGCCUAGAGGCUAGCAUCUCUUCCUCCAUUACCAUCGGCACAAUGUGCGAGGGUCUUAUGAGGCUUGGAAACAUCUACAAUGGUGUUGAAGAAAUCAUUGGCCUACCAAGCAACCAAGUAUGCUCCGCCCAGGAGAGGAAGAUGUUGGAUGGAGAAAUGGAAGGUUCUCUCGAGCUACUAGAUCUCUGCAGCACCAUGCAAGAGAUCUUCGUCGAGAUGAAAACCAUUAUCCAAGAGCUGCAAGUGGCACUAAGAAAAGGAGCUGAAGCAGCUUCUCAAGCCAAGAUCCAGUCUUACACUCUCUUGACGAAGAAGGCCAAGAAACAUUUCAAGAAGACCGCGAAGAAGGCUACUUCUGAAGGUUGCAGCAUGGUCAUGCUAUUGAGCAAGGCUAGAGAGGUCUCUAUCUCUCUGCUGGAAUCCACAGUCCUCCUCUUGUCAAAGCAAAUUGAAAUGCGCAAACAGUCUCUUAUCUCCAAGGCAUUUCACAAGACGAAGAAGCCAGUUGUUUGUGAGGAGGAGCAAUUGCAGGAGUUAGAGUGCAGCAUCGCAGAUCUUGAGAACGGAGCAGGACAUCUGUUCAGGAAGUUAGUUAAACAUCCUUAGCUCAUAGAUACUCCACAUCACUCUUAGUGACCUGUGAUUGGCAUCCGCCUUUUUGAGGAUUAGCCAAUCUUGAUACAGUUUUCCAGUAUGUAUACAGUAUACAGUACAAAUGUACAGAAUAUACAGAGAGAAAAGGCAAAGUUUUGAUCUAUUUCAUGUUUAAUGUUCUCUUUAUACUUUCUUGAUAUCGA